This is a messenger RNA of Hydatigera taeniaeformis, 1137 nucleotides long. Lineage: Eukaryota; Metazoa; Platyhelminthes; Cestoda; Cyclophyllidea; Taeniidae. The record is from the annotation of a GenBank genome assembly.
AUGGAUCGAGGUAGUCUACUUAAGGUGUACUCCGCGAUAGAUGAGUUGUGUCGAACAAGAAAGAGCAUAAUAUAUAAGGCAAGGCAUCGGUUGACUGGUGUUACCUACUGUAUUAAACGGUCGGUGCAUGGAUCUUCCCUGAAGGACUGUUGCGAAGAAAGCCUAUCGAAUGCCCUGAAUGAAUGUCAGGCCUUGAGCGUGCUGAGGCACCGGAAUGUUGUGCGCUUCUACAACUCGUGGUUUGAGGCGGGUGCAGUGCUUAUGCAAUUGGAAUACUGUGUUGGUGGAAGCCUUUCGGAUUGUCUUCGCACUACGAGGGAUUCAGGUGUGCUUUCGGGCACGGCUAUUGGCAAGUUAUUGAGUGACGUUGCUGGUGCGCUAAACUACAUGCACACGAAGUGGUGUAUGGCGCACAGGAAUGUAGGCUUGGGGACGAUAUUGGUUCAGCUGAAGCCGCAGGUUGCAAGUCACUUGGCCUUCAAGUCUGAUGAGGAAGCGGAAGAAGCGAGGACUUGUUGCCACCAGUCCUUAAUGUCAGGCGAAAGCGACGUGGUGGAUUUCAAAUUGGCUAGUUUUGGUAAGGCAUCGCGAAUAAGUGAGGCGGGGGAUGAUCGUGGCGUCGACGUGUACGCUCUCGCUGUGACAGUUUGUCUUGCAGCCGGAGGAUCAGCAGUCUCGCAUGGUGGUAAUGUGCUGAAUGUGAUGAACCUCUCCAACAUUCCUCUUUCACUUCACUCCGUAUUGCAGUCAAUGUUGGAGCCGUCGGGUGCAGAUCGAGUGAGCGCAGGAGAAGUGGUGGAGCACCUUGCAAUUCAUCACAAUGAUGUCACAGCGGAACUUCUCCUCACGCAAGUUAUUUCCUACUGGCCUGUGUUCGUCGGCUAUGGCUUGCCCUUAGGUGCUUUGGAUGCACCUUCUUCCGUCUCCAUAUGGAGCGAGUUGUUGUCCGCCUUCCUCUAUCCCAUUUUGGUGGUGGGAGCUUUCCAGGCGGCGCGGCACAAGGCUCUCGAUCCAAGGCAGCAUCGUGUAUCCCUGCGUCUACACCUCCUAGCUGCCCUAUCAAUGAAGCCGGCUCUUUGCAUCUCGUCUCAGCUGUCGAUUCACGCCAUCCUAUCGCGGUACUGGCAGGAUCGACUC